GUUUAUUCACACGUGAAACCAGUUUCGUCAGAUGGUUAAACUCUUCUCUGGGUUCAAUUCUGUCGCUCUCCUUCGAUCUGUGGUACUUACACGACGUUUACAUUGUCGUAGUUUCCUAUCAUCUCAAAUUAGUGAAAUUAUGAAGCUUUACACCGACCGAGGAAAUCCAUUUCUGCUCAGCAUUUUGGCAGCAAAAAAUCUAGCAGGCGUUCCCCUUACUGUUCAAUACAUCAAUUAUGAAGAUGGAAGCAAAUUUAAUUGUCCUGGAAAUAGGAAGCUUCCAGUCCUUGAAGCUGAACAUGGAAUUUUAUUAUACAGUACAAACAGUAUAUGCAGGUAUCUGUUGGACCUCAAGAGAAACUCAGAAGAAACACCUGACCCCAGCAAAGAAGCAGUUGUUGAUCAGUGGGUGGAGUGGGAGAGUAUAACCUUGCAGCCUGUACUCUUCAAACAUCUUGUAUCAUCUAUUGGCCUGGGUAGGCAAACAAGCGGUCACUUUGAUGAUCUGAUGAAAUUACUGACACAUGCUGAUCAAGCCUUAUCUGCUCACAAAUUUUUCUCUGGGGAUCAACUUGGUUUAGCAGAUGUCAUUCUUUGGGGUUCACUUCAUCCUUUGUUUAUCUCUGAUUCAAGCUUCUCUGCUGCAGAUCCUCAGAUGAACAACGUUAAAAGAUGGUACGGCCACCUCAUGUCUCAGGAUGUUUUCCAUAAAAGUUCUUCUGAGGUGACAGGAGGCAAAGGAGUAUCUACUUUUAAGGAUUCUUUGCUGGCCAUGUCUGGAACACAGGUUCCACCAAGUUCAAAACCGCAGGAAGUAACGAAAUCAAAACAGAGUAUAAAAGGAUUACAGCCACCUCGUCAAGAAAAAGGGAAUGGUGUUCCACAAGACGAGGCAGUUCAAGCCAGAGUUGCUUCAAGUGAGGAAAUCGCUGAAGCUGUCAAAAACUGGAAUCAUGGAAGCAAAAAUCGGCCGAAAAGUCGCCGGCUUGUGGACCCAAUUCUACCCAUUGAAGGAGAAAAGAAUAUCCUUAUCACGAGCGCCUUGCCCUAUGUGAAUAAUGUGCCUCAUUUGGGGAACAUCAUUGGCUGUGUCCUUAGUGCUGACGUGUUUGCCAGGUAUUGUCGCCUUCGUCAGUACAACACGCUGUACAUCUGUGGAACGGAUGAAUAUGGUACAGCCACUGAAACUAAGGCGUUAGAAGAAGGUCUUACACCUCAGCAGAUCUGUGACAAAUACUUCAAGAUUCACAAAGAAGUCUAUGAGUGGUUUAAAAUCAAGUUUGAUUUCUUUGGAAGGACAACUACACAACAACAGACCGAAAUCGCUCAGGAUAUUUUCUGGCGUCUUCACAAGCAAGAUCACUUAGUGGAGGAUACACUAGAACAGCUGCAAUGUGUUGACUGUAAAAGAUUUCUGGCUGAUCGUUUCGUUGAAGGUACCUGUCCUUUCUGUAACUUUGAGGAUGCCAGAGGGGAUCAGUGUGAUUCUUGUGGAAAGCUUAUAAACGCCAUCGAACUUAAGAAACCUAGGUGUAAAGUUUGUGGAGGAACGCCAAAAGUGAGAAGUAGCAAGCAUUUGUUCCUGAACUUGACUAAGCUUGAAUCAUCGUUAAAAAGUUGGGUGGACAAAUCGUCUACGGAAGGUACAUGGACGUCAAACGCACGCCAUAUUACCCGAGGAUGGAUCCAGGAGGGGCUCAGACCAAGGUGUAUCACGCGUGACUUAAAAUGGGGCACCCCGGUUCCUUUGGAGGGAUACACAGAUAAAGUCUUCUAUGUGUGGUUUGAUGCACCAAUAGGAUAUCUUUCAAUCACAGCAAAUUACACAAAAGAAUGGGAAAAAUGGUGGAAAAACCCUCAACAAGUCACUCUCCAUCAGUUCAUGGCAAAGGAUAAUGUCCCUUUCCACACUGUUGUGUUCCCGUGCACUCUGAUUGGUGCAGACGACAACUACAGCCUACUGAAUUCCAUUAGCGCAACAGAAUACCUUAAUUACGAAGACGACAAAUUCUCAAAGAGUCGUGGACUAGGGGUGUUUGGUAAUGAUGCAGCCGACACGGGUAUCCCAGCAGACAUCUGGAGAUUCUACUUGCUGUAUAUGAGACCUGAGAACCAGGAUAGUGCUUUUAGCUGGACGGACUUUGUGUCACGGAAUAAUAGUGAACUACUCAACAACUUUGGUAACUUCAUCAAUCGAGCCCUCAUGUUUGUACAGAACUUCUUUGGUGGUGCCAUACCCAUCAUAGAUUUGACUGAUGAGGACAAGAAUUUCAUAGCUCUUAUCAAUAAAGAAUUGAAGACAUACAUCGAUGAUCUGGAGAAAAUGAGGCUCCGAGAAGGAUUAAGAGGCGUGCUGAACAUAUCCAAACUUGGUAAUCAGUAUUUUCAAUCCAACCAGCCAUGGGUUCUCGUCAAGGGUAGCGAAUCAGACAGGUCACGUGCCGGCACAGUUAUUAGCCUCGCGGCAAAUCUCUCCUGGCAGCUCUCUGUUCUUAUCCAUCCCUAUAUGCCAAGUGUAAGUGAAGAGAUUCAACGCCAGCUACAGGUCUCCGACGAUGGAAAUGUUGUCUUGGAUAACUUCAUUCCUUAUUUACAGCCUGGUCACAAAAUUGGAAAGCCUAAACCGCUGUUCCAAAAGAUUGAUGCGUCCGUUGCUGAUCAAUUUCGCGCAAAGUAUGGCGGAAACAAACAAAAAAAACAAACGGCAGGCGAGGAAGCAGCUAACACUUCUGACGGGAAUGCCGCUGACAUGGACGUGGCAACAUUGCAAGCAGAGAUUACCAAGCAGGGCGACAAGGUUCGUAAACUGAAAACGGAAAAAGCUGAGAAAGAAAAAGUAGACGCUGAAGUGGCUAUUCUUUUGGCGCUUAAGAAAAAACUGGCCGUCGCCGAGGGAAAAGAUCCAAACGAACAAGAAAACAAUUCAAAAGGGAAAAAGAAAGGAAAAAAGAAGUAAAUUAUUGAUACUGUUUGUGUAUUGAAUACAUGGCUUACAGUUUUAAAUCUUUCGACGUAGACCACAUUUUUAUUCAGGUGUAAUGAUUAAAAAAAAUAAAUGAAUCGAAUUGUACUGACCCAGCCAUCGGGAGAGGAGCUUGGAGUAAUAGACUACAAAACAUUCUUCAAAACCCGAGGUUGCGUCUGCGUCUGCGUCGUCCAAAUUUUUCAAAAUGGCGAAAGCAAAUAAAAGUCUCCGUCUUCUAUACUCUGUAGUUUUUGUAACUUUGCAUAUACUCCUUGAAACGAGAGUAACUGGUUCGCAAAACAAUCUUGAUGGAAUAGUUAAGAAGUAUUUAAAACCAAGAAACUUUUCAUGACAUAAAAUUUUCACUGUAAUACAAAAGUGUCAUAAUUUAUUUUCAUCAUUAUGUCCUUUCGUAUGCGUGAAUAAAUGAAAUUAACUGAAAGAAUUACAUCCUGGAGCGUAAAGUGCUAUCCGUGGCUGUAACAGUUUAGAAGUCCAGUGCUAUUCUUUGGAUACAUGAUAUCUCUAUCAAGUGCUGGAGUAACAUUGUAGGCUGAAUUAUUUAUGCUUGUCUGCGAACGUGACUUACAGGCUUACU
Molecule: messenger RNA, 3563 nt
Organism: Pocillopora verrucosa
Lineage: Eukaryota; Metazoa; Cnidaria; Anthozoa; Scleractinia; Pocilloporidae
Product: methionine--tRNA ligase, cytoplasmic
Biological process (GO): methionyl-tRNA aminoacylation
Cellular component (GO): aminoacyl-tRNA synthetase multienzyme complex; cytosol
Molecular function (GO): ATP binding; methionine-tRNA ligase activity
Source: RefSeq, a predicted model, not a curated record